Molecule: messenger RNA, 1680 nt
Organism: Mycosarcoma maydis (corn smut)
Lineage: Eukaryota; Fungi; Basidiomycota; Ustilaginomycetes; Ustilaginales
Exons: 2
Coding region: 1-1680 (559 amino acids)
Biological process (GO): riboflavin biosynthetic process
Molecular function (GO): GTP cyclohydrolase II activity
Source: RefSeq, a predicted model, not a curated record
AUGACCUCGUCAACCGAUCACAUUCUUUCUCGCAUUCUCGACGAGCUCACGGAACUCAAAGUCAAGAACUCGCAUCUCGAGGCGAAGGUCGAUGCUCUACAGAAUGCAGCAACCUUGCCUUCACCGUCGUCAUUCGUUCGACGACAAAGCUCAACUGGCUUCACUGCUCUGGGUGCGCAUAGCUUCUCUCCGUCCCAGCCUGCUGAUUUCGCGUUCGGCACCUCGCCACCCGCUCAACCUCUUGGCCCACCUGCUCACCCACUAGGUGAUUUUCCUCAGACAAAUGGACCGAGCCCCGUUGACUCACCUGGUCUGGGAACCAAGACUCUUCCAGGCAAUGGCGCAGCAUCGCCCUCCCAGCUCGCCGCCCUCAGCUCCACUUCCGGCUACUAUUCUUCCCGAGUCAUUCUGACCACUUAUCCUGGUCAAGUUGGGAUCAAGCCCUUAUCGCUCAACUGGGCCGCUCAGGACCCUAAGCAGCGAGGACCUGUUGUUGCGAGUCGCCAUCCCAACUCGAUCCGCGUCCGCAACGCUAUUGGGGCAUACGGAGGCAGCUACUCUGUCUACCGAUCGCUCGCGAUCGCUAUGGGUCAGCUCAACCCCAACCACAGGCCCGAUUACACCAACACUGAGCCUCCGUUCGAUAUUCCACCUAACCCGUCGUGGUUCGACCCAUCCAAGAUCGUCGCUAUGGAUCCAUGGGGACACCUCGCCCCGCAAGUGUACAAGUCCGAGUUUGAGGGUGGAAUCGACAUCCGUCCUACCGCCUCGCUCACCAAGGCGCACAUCAAGAUGCCCGAGCUGGAUAAAGCUCAACAGGCUGGUGUCUUCCCCAUUGACGGCAAGAUUGUGGUCAAGAGCAUCUGUCUCCCUGGCGUGCCGGAGGACGUGGAUCCAGGAUGCGAGGUCAGCGUAAGCAAAGCCGCCGUCGACCCUGUCUGGUACUUGCCUGGUGUCGCUGAGCGUCUCGGUGUCACAGAAGGUGCACUGAGGCGUGCCAUCUUUGAAGACACGGGUGGAUCUUAUCCGGAACUCCUUACGCGUCACGAUCUCAAGGUCUUUCUGCCGCCAAUUUCCGGUCUUACCGUUUACAUCUUUGGACGACCGGAAGAUCUUCGCGAUCCCACCAAGGAGGUGACGGUGCGCAUUCACGACGAGUGCAACGGCUCAGACGUCUUUGGUAGUGACAUUUGCACCUGUCGUCCUUACCUGCUGUUUGGCAUUGAAGAAUGUAUCAAGACGGCGCAACGCGGUGGAGCAGGAGCGGUUAUCUAUUUCCGUAAGGAAGGACGAGCAUUGGGCGAGGUGACCAAGUACCUCGUCUACAACGCACGCAAGCGGGGCACGGACUCGGCGAGCAAUUACUUCAAGCGUACCGAGAACAUCGCCGGUGUCAAAGACAUGAGGUUUCAAGCCCUCAUGCCCGACGUGUUGCACUGGUUGGGCGCUACCAAUAUCACCAACUGGAUCUCGAUGAGCAACAUGAAGCACGACGCCGCGGUGAACAGCGGCAUCAAGAUCAAGAACCGAUAUGAGCUGCCGGAGGAAUUAAUCCCGGCAGACUCGAGGGUCGAGAUCGACGCCAAGAUCCAAGCGGGCUACUUUUCGGCUACCAAGCAGCUCACCGAGGAAGACCUUAAGCAUACCGUGGGCCGUGCUUGGGAAGACAUCGAUCACUAA